Molecule: messenger RNA, 5787 nt
Organism: Tetrahymena thermophila SB210
Lineage: Eukaryota; Ciliophora; Oligohymenophorea; Hymenostomatida; Tetrahymenidae
Product: B-box zinc finger protein
Exons: 5
Molecular function (GO): zinc ion binding
Source: RefSeq, a predicted model, not a curated record
AUGAGUGAAGAAGAUCUAUAAUGUUGUGUCUGUAAAUGUGGAGGAGAUGAAAUAGAAUAUUUAAUAAGUUGCAGAGCAUGCGAAGGAGAAAAAAUCAAACAAUUUUGUAAAUAAUGUUGCAGAAAACACUUGAAAGAAAGCCCAGAUCAUUCAUCAGGGAUGGCAAUUUUUUGUCAAGAAUGCGAGGAAGUCGAAAUAGAAGCAACUUUUUACUGUGGGAGCUGUGGAUAAAAUCUAUGCACAAAAUGCGACUAAAGAAUUCACAAUAAAUGUAAAAGAGCUAAGCAUACUCGACAAUAGCUGAAUCUUCAAAGAGAUCUUUUAAUUGAAAUAAUUAUUAUCAUUGAUGAGAAUUUAGCAGAAGUAAUUAAUAGUAAAAAAGUGGUUUAUGAUGGAUUUAUAGAUAAAUUACAGAAAAAGAGAAUAAAAUGCGAUAGAAGCUCUUUGGUUGUAGUUUUUAGAAAUACUUGUGAAGAAAUUUUAAACUUUGAUUUGAAUUAUUAAUGGGAAUAAUUUGAGCGCUCGAACGGGCUAUCUGAAAAGUUUCUUAAUACGCUUAAAUUCAUGCCUCAGUUAGCAACAUGCGUUUUCUUUCAAACUUAAUAAGAAAGCUAUGCUGCUGAGAAAUCUUCUCUCUCAUAAUUGUUUCCUAACGUUCAAGUUAUAUUUACAAAGCUACCGAUUUCCUCACCUGCAGUGUCAACUGAUUAGUAAAUAAUAUUAUAACAAAAAUAGUAGCAAAUCUAGCAUCUUCACUAAGUUUAAUAGCAAAUAUAGCACAUUUUUCCAAUAAAUCAAAUUUAAAUGAAAUAAAGUUCUAUCAAUUCAAAGGCACAGUAAUAAUAAAUUUAGCAAGCUACAUGGAGUAACUAGAAUUAGCAAGAUCAAUAACAGUAAUUAGUUUAAAUUCAAUAGCAGCCAUAAAGCAUUCUUGCUCCAUAGUAAAAUACAUAAUUUAUUGGAAACAAUUCCUUCACUUAAUAGCAAGCUCAAUGUAAUCAGCCUAUUUAAUAUUGUUCAACAGCAGAUAAAAACAACACAAAUUUAAAUUCAAACGGAAACAUAUAAAUCUAAGUAAAAGCAAACAUCGAGGAAUCUAAAAAUUCUUAAAAUAACAGUGCAGUCUAUAAUCAAAUAGAAGAUGAAUAAGCACAAAAAGUGGAUUCUAAAAGUGUUAAUGGAUCUUAAAUUUGCAAAAAGAAAUAUGGAAAUAAAAGUUUAAAUACAAUUUUGAAUCCUUGUAACUCAUAAAAUAUAGAUAAAAAAAACUCAUAAUAUCAACAUAAAAAUUAGUCGUUUGACGAUGGAUUCUAAAUUUAUAGCUCUUCCGAGUCUCACUCAAACGAGGGCAAUCCACCUUCUAAUUUAAACAGUAAAUUCCUGUUAAUAAAUAAUAGCAACAUGAACAAUAGCUAAAAUAACAGCAAUUUAAGCAACAACAACAUAUUUAAUAAUAACAAUAAUAUUAUAACUGGAAAAGCAUGCAAUUCGAAUAGCUUAUAUAAUUAAAUUCAGUAAGGAAGUUUAAGCAACAGUGUUUAACAAAUAAACUAGUAAAAUAUAAUAGGAGAUAAUAGCGGUAUUGGCAAUAACAGUCUUCUCAGAAAUAACUAAUAAAAUAGCAAUUUAAACAUUUAGAAUACGAUAGGAAAUACUAAUAAUAGCAAUACUUUGAAUAUAAACAAUAACACAAACAGCCCAAAUUCUAAUAUCAUGACUAAAUAGGCGUCUUAAAGACCAAGAAAUAACUCUUCAAACCAUAAACAUAGUCAGUAAACAAAUAGUAACAAUGUAACGAACCCCUAGCUAGAUUAUGGCAAUAUAAAUAGCAGUAUUAACAAUACAAACAAUAGCUUAAAUUAAUUUCAUCAUAACAACUCAAACAAUAACAAUAUUUUAACCAAUUAAAUUACUAAUAUAACAAAUCAAGUACUUUCUAAAAAUACAGAAAACACAAGCAGAAGUAGUAUACAUAGCACAAAAUAACCUUAAACUAAUACAAGUGCUAAUAAUAAUAAGAAUAGCAGUAGUGGAGCUGGAACUUAAUAAAAGUAAAAAAAAUCCAAAAAAGCAAGCAAAGGCAGUAGUAAUACCAGCUGUAACCGCUUAUCACGAAACACAAGUAGUGGAAGUAUUAGAAAUUUAAACACAAGUAAAGGAAGUAUUGAUGGAGGUACUAAUAACAUAUUAAAUAACAGCUUAAACUAGGGUCUAAACAAAAAUGCUUCAUCAGGAGCUUUGGAGGUAAAGUCAAAGAAUAGCCAUAACACUUACACUUGUGGGAUGCCAUUCCAGCAAUUUUAAAACCCAAAAACUGUGUCAGUUAAAAACUAGCAAAUAGCAAUUGGCAUAUAAAAGCAGCUAUCUUUCUUAGCUGAGAAAGGAGAAUUAAUGAUACACAAAGAAGUAUUCUUGAAGAUGGUUUAAAACAAUAUUCCUGGUUGCACUGAAAAAGACUGUGUUGAAAUUUUCAAUGAAGCAGAAAAUGCUGGAAUCAUACAUCAGACCACAAGAACAUUUGCUAAUUCCACCGAAUUGCAUUUUGUUAGUUUAAAGCUAGAAUAUAUUUCAUUAUAAAGUCUAAUUUGGAUUAUAAAAUCAAUUAAGUAAGACCUCAUGACUCCUACUGAUAAACUCAUUUUAAGUCGUAUAAAAGAAUGUUUUGGAUUAAAGCUAACUCCAAAAAGUUGGGAUAUGAUUUUAAAUCACUUGUAGCACCCAAGUUACAUUCAAAAUUAUUAAAAUGGAUAAAAUGGAUUAGAUCUCCCUUAAUUAGUAGUACAAAAAGUAAACGAUCCGUUGAUGGGAGCAGAUACUACUGUAAUUUAUAUUAAAGAGUAAGAAUGGAUUCCAGAAGACAAGGGAAGGAUAGAUUUUGAUAACGAUAAAAUGUGGAAACUUUUUAAAGAAUUUCUAGACUAAUACUUUAAACAACCUAUAUAAAACGAAGGAAGCGAUGAUAAUAAAUCAAAUUCUUCUGCCUCAAGCAAAAAGAAUUCUUAUUUUACUACAAAAAUCACAAAAUCAAGUAAAAAGUAAUAGGCCAAUAACCAAAGUAGUUCAGCUAAUCAAUAAAGUUAGCUCAACUCUCAGGUGAAUUCUGCUAACAUUGCAAAUGUCAAUAAUGCUUCAAUUAACACGCAAUCUUAAUAAGAGUUAAGAGCAAUUCCAGGUGGAAGAUAUGGAUGUGUAUAAUAUGUAAAGUAUUGUGGACCAAGAGAACUGUAGGAGCUUUCGUUGGGUAGAUUGAGUUUGUUUGUUUAGGAAGCUAUCAAUACAGGAAUCAUUAGAUAUCAUAGAACUUUAUUAGUUAAACAUACAUACAAUGAAGAAAAUAGUGUUUUGAAUGAAUCCAGCUCUGUGUUUUCAUUAGAAAAUUCUGUGCAUAUUUUAGAAAAAUCUGCUUAUGGACUUUAAAGAGAUGUUACUGUUAAACACUUACAAGAUGCCUUAUUAGAAAUUCUUUAAGAAUAUCCAAAAGGUGUAUCUCUAGUGUAAAUACCAUAGUAUCUUAAGAAAAAAGUAUACUUCUAAUUUAAUCUGCAAGAUCUAGGUUUUCCAAAAUUAAAAAAUUUUAUUCAGACUAUGAAUGAUAAGGUUCAAAUAGAAUUAGCUGGUACAAACAAUUCAUAUGCUAUUUUAAAAUGUAAUGCUUCUAAAAGCAAAUGUGCUCCUUCUUUUUUACCAGAAAAUAAUAUAUCAGAUUAAUCUUGUACAUCUUCUCCUUUAUCAACAAAUAAUCAAGGAAACUUAGUUUAAUAAAAUGAUUAAAGUGGAGCAUCAAACUAAAUAAAUAGACAAGUAUUUGGAUUUAGCUAAGGCUAUGGUGGAAUAGGGUAAAAUAAUCAGUAAUCAUAUGUAAAUCAAUAAAGCCAAUAAUAUUGCCAAGACUUUUAAAAUGCAAUUCUUUAGACUCAGUGUGGUUCUAACAGUGAGUAAAACUAAAAAUAAGCUGCUAUUGUAUUAGAGAAGCUUAACGAGCUUUUAGAAAAGGUAAAAUAAAAUAUAGAAGCUAUCCUUAAACAGAAUCCAAAUGGAAUACAUAUUAAGGAUCUUUACAGUGCAUUAAGUAAAUCAAUGGGAGUAAAUUUCUAGUUUGGGCUUUUUGGAUCAAUGGACUUUUUAGGAUUUUUAACUUCUUAUGCUGAAUCAAUUAUUGAUAUAGAGUGUAAGUAAAAUUACUAUGUAAUUUACCAAAAAAAUCAUAGAUUUGGAACGGAAGGAAAAAUAAAUGGAAGUACUGGAAAUCCAGCGAACACAACAAAUAAUAGUAAAUUAAACUACAAUACUAACUUUUAGGCACAUAUGAUUUAAAUGAAUAGCUUGACUGGAAAUGCUCAGCAAUUUUAGCAUCCUCCAUUUUUCUAAGAGUUUUCUUAAAAUCCAAAUCUAAUCAAUUUUUAAAAUAAUUACAUGAACUUAGCAUCUUAAAAUAUGAUGAAUUUUUUGUAGCAGAAUAAAUAAGGAGGAAAUAACUAAGUUUAGUAAUUGACUUAACAGUAGCAAUAGUAAAAGCAAUCUGCUUAAACUCAGCAGAGCACAGGAACAAGCAACGCCAAAAAAAGAAGCAUGGCUAUUUCUCAGAGUGCUUCUAAUAUAUUCAAUAAUGGAAGUUCUUCGUAAAACAGUAAUAAUAACCCAAAUAAUAGCACAAGUUCUACAAAUUUUAUUUAACCUCCAACACAGUUUAAUAGUAUGCAAGUUGGUCCUUAAUAGUCUCCUUAAUAACAAUUCUUCAUUAACUAAUAACAGCAAUUUUUACAAAACCCUAGCAUUCUACAAUAACAGUAUAUUUAAACAUAACUAGCUUAGCAAUAUUAGCUUUUUGGAUAUGCACCUUAUCCCAAUAAUCCUCAGAUAUCUCCAAAUAUGCAAACAAAUCCAUUUGGAUAAUCUGAAACUCCUUAGCACGUAAGAAGUCUUUCUUAGCACAGUAAUAACAAAAACACUAAUAGCAAUCCAAAUUUAACUAUAGGUAGCGCAGUUAGAUAAAAUAAUACAAGCAUGACAACAAACUAACCAACUAACAACAAUAACUAUAUAAAUAAUAAUUAAAACCACAUUUUUCAUUAUCACCCUCAUCAUCCACAAUACUUAUAACAGCAUGGAACACAAUUUAAUAGCAAUAACGGGUAUUUUACACCAUUCUAUUAAGUGGAUGUGUCAUAAUAUUAAUCUACUCACAGUAGAAACCCUUCAAAGAGUAGGUAAAAAGGGGAAUAAUCAUCAAUGGACAUAAAGGAAAAUAUAGGAUUAUUGGAAGAUAUUUUAUAAGAUACAGAAGAAAAUUAUUCAUUUAGAACUUAGACAGAUAGAACUUUCAUGGGUGAUGAUAAUCUGACAAGCUUUAAUUGGAGUAUAAGCAUUUUAAAUCCUCAUUAUUAAAGUGACAGGCAAAGAGAAAUUUCAACAGAAUUUGAACAGUUCCCAUGUGAUCUAAGCAAAAUCACAAACAAAGGUGGAGGUAGUGGGAGUGGUGGUUAUUAAAAUCUUGUAAGCUCUGCAAUGAAUGAAAGAAUAACCACUUCAGGAGGAAAUAACAAUGGAAUUAAAAAUAAUGGUAUAAAUCUUCUUCCUAAUUAUUAACAACAAGGUGGGUUACCUAGUUAUUAAAAUGUGUUAAGCUCAACACCCAAUUCUUAGUAAUAGUAAUAAUAGUAGUAUAUGAACUAUUUUGUUAAUCCUUAAAUAUAUUCCUCUUCAAAUAGCUACUUAAAUUAAAAUGUUUAAUAAUUCAAUACUAAUAACUCAUUUACAAAAGAAAAUAACUCAGAAAGAAAAAUUUGA